GCCUCUUCCUACCUCUAGGCCUCUUCCUACCUCUAGGCCUCCUCCUACCUCUAGGCCCCCUCCUACAACCAGCUCAGCUCACAACUUCAGCCCUUCUACUACCAGGCCACCCCACAACCCCAGCUCAGCGUCGACCCUCCCUCCGCCAUGUACCUCCAGCCCCCUCCAUAAGCUGAAAACGAAGGCUAACUUCAGCUCCCCUCACAGCCCUCAAAUACCAGAUUCCUCCAUCCUGGCUGACAAACCUGGACCACACUACAACCCUGAUGUACCCAGCAUACCUAACCCAGCCAAUAUGGUUCGUCGUCCAUACACGUGUCACACGCCAUACAACGACAAUAACCGGACGUGGACCACCACCCGCCACGUCCCCCACAGCACCAAGCACGCCCCUUACAGUUGCUUCAGGAGCCGCACUGACCACUCCAGCACGAAUGCUUACAUUACCAGUCCUGAAUUCCUCUCCAGGGUACACAACGUGGCUUUGUUGAUGGCCAGCCAGAGCUCCCGUGUACAUGAUCUCCCGUUCGCCCGCUACUUCGUGCCUGGGUCCAGCUUACCGCAGGACCUAGAGGAGGGUAGGAACCCCUGCCUUACCCCGGCACCACAGUUGAGGGAGGCCAUCACCCCCUCCCUGCGGCAGUACUGUAGGAGUUUUAUGGCGACCAUGGUGUGCCCUCAACGUGUGGCCAGUCAGGUGAUGGCCAGGAUGGUUAGCAUGGAGACCACAGCUUACCACGACCACCCGCACUCCAAGAUGAAGUACUGUUGGCAGUUGUCGGCUGCCUUGUGCCUGAUUCUGGAAGACCUUGGACGCAUUCGUCGGGCGCGAUGACAAGUAAAGGAAGAAGCAGACGACAGAGUUCAAGUUAUUGAAACAGUAAGCUAGUUUUUUUCCGUUGUUCUUGGAUCUUCACGACAACGUAUUAAGAGUUCUGUGGUUCCCUGACUUGAAAAAAGUGGUUUAAGAACUGGUUUCGUGUGAGACAUCCCACUUAAACCAGAAAGACCACUUGAAACUUGUAUUAGUUUUAGAUUAAUGGACCUAAAUGAUCUCAGAAUGACUUGUCAGUGGUGUGAUUCCUUUGGGUUCUCACUCCCUCCCUUCUUGUGCUGUGAUAAGUUUUUGAGAGCGAACCCUCCUUUGUCACGUUAAAAGGAAAUUGUCAAAAUGUGCAGACUUUAGUUUCAUCAAGAGACUUUCCCUGUGCUACUAAACACCUUUCAUAAUUCUAGUUUCGUUAAAACCCUGAGUAUGAAACGUGGACUUGUUGUAUUGGUCAGGUUUGUGGGAGCCUCCUGUAACCCGUUAAAGAAUUGUUGUAUCAAGUCCUUGAGAUCUCGUUAAAAUUCAUUAGAAUUUAGUAGUGGUCCAUGUCCCCCCCCCCCCUUCCCUGGGUCUGUCACUGCCAGUCUGAAUUAUUAACCAGCUCUAUGUUGGGACACAGAGGCUCCUGCCAAAAAAAAAGAGCUUCAUUGUGGGCGUUACUUACUUCUCGGCCACUAAAGACCUUUAGUGUGCUCCCAGUGGCAAAAACUUUGAGAUUUUGUGCUCAAAUCCUGGCUUCACUUUGGGCGUCACCGCGGUUGUUCCAGGAUUUCAGAAAUUUGAAGAAAUUCCCUGUUGCCUAUUUUUAGUAUUUUAUCAAAUAGGGAUUCAGAAUAUUAGUUUCCUGAGUAAAAGUGUUGUAACUAUUAUUUUAUUUUAAUACUUCUUCAGCAAUUAACAUCUACUUUAGGAAAACAAGUGCUAGAUUAUGAGUUUAAAAGUAUUUCAAAAGAAAACCAAUUCUUUGAUGUGGUAUAGACUAACGCUGACCUGUUUGGUCGUAAUUGAUGUCGGCUUAUUAUUAUUAUGUUUAAGGAGUUUUCUUGAAUACGUAAUUAAAGUAAUCUUUUUGUAAAUACAGGUUAAGCCGAUAUCAUUUUAGGUCAUAACAGACGAAUUAUUGUUGUGGUUUCAUGUACAAUAUGUUAUGUAAUUGUUUACGGCUGUCCUGUAACUCUUGAGAGGGAGGGCACACACCCUCUAUGGAAAACAUUAACUUAUGUUAUCAUAUUUAUGUAAUUUGUUAAUGUAUCUGGUCUCUAAACUGAAGGAUUUGUUCUGCGAAUAGAUAAACUAUGGCUGAUACACGUAAUAGGGCUGACACUAUCUUCCCUUGGUUUAAUGGGGCUGACACUAUCUUCCCUUGGUUUAAUGGGGCUGACACUAUCUUCCCUUGGUUUAAUGGAGCUGACACUAUCUUCCCUUGGUUUAAUGGGGCUGACACGACCUUCCUUUGGUUUAAUGGGGCUGACACGAUCUUUCUUUGGUUUAAUGGGGCUGACACGAUCUUUCUUUGGUUUAAUGGGGCUGACACGAUCUUUCUUUGGUUUAAUGGGGCUGACACGAUCUUUCUUUGGUUUAAUGGGGCACCGGUGUGAUGUGUUCAGUGUUCAAUUUACGAUUCUUCAGCUUGUAGACCGAAGUUGUUUUCCAAUACAGUAUUGUCAUAGAUAAUAGAACUAUUGUAUAAUAGAACUGUAUUGUAUAGUAGAACUAUUGUAUAAUAGGAACGUAUUGUAUAAUACAACUGUAUUGUAUAAUAGAACUGUAUUGUAUAAUAGAACUGUAUUGUAUAUGAAAUUGUUAUAUUUCCCGCCUCUGCUGACGGCUGUUCGCUUGAGCGGCCAAGUCUGUCACACUCGCCCACCAAUUUUCAGGGGCCGUGUAAUUUUUCAGUGAUUCUGAUCUUUUAAAAUGUUAGUUUUUGAAUAAUGUAGUUUUACCGAUACGUAAGUUGUCUUAGUAUGCCUUAUUGUAGGAAAAAUAAAUAAAUAUAUAUUAUAUGCGUCCUCCGAAA
Messenger RNA from Homarus americanus (American lobster), 2846 nucleotides. RefSeq lists its product as uncharacterized. The transcript has 4 exons. NCBI's taxonomy places the organism in Eukaryota, Metazoa, Arthropoda, Malacostraca, Decapoda, Nephropidae. The coding region runs from base 296 to 835 and encodes 179 amino acids. The record is from RefSeq and is a predicted model, not a curated record.